This is a messenger RNA of Hemibagrus wyckioides, 1324 nucleotides long. RefSeq names its product aspartate dehydrogenase domain containing (gene aspdh). The record is from RefSeq and is a predicted model, not a curated record. The transcript has 8 exons. Gene Ontology annotation, molecular function: L-aspartate dehydrogenase [NAD(P)+] activity; NADP binding. Gene Ontology annotation, biological process: NAD+ biosynthetic process. Bases 112 to 948 code for a protein of 278 amino acids. Lineage: Eukaryota; Metazoa; Chordata; Actinopteri; Siluriformes; Bagridae.
ACAAUGAACUUCAACCUCCCAUAAUCCUCCUGGUUUAAACACUUCAUUGGGUUCAGAGACAGAAAGAGCCUGCAAGGAGAACGGAUAACGCGAGACAAGUAGAGAAAAGACAUGACGGACAGACCAUCACCAGUAACAGUCGGAAUCGUGGGAUAUGGACAUUUAGGUCAGUUCCUGGUGGAUCGUCUACAGAAGGAAGGUCCUGAGGUUGGACUCAGUUUGGCUUUUGUAUGGAACAGAAAUGCAGAUAAACUCAGUGGCUCGGUUCCUGACCAUCUCAUACUGACCGAGCUCUCAGAAUUUACUCACAAAAAUGCUGACGUGAUAGUAGAAGUCUGUCAUCCACAGAUAGUGAAAGAUUUCGGAGCAAGAUUCUUAUCACAUGCACACUUCCUGGUGGGCAGUCCCUCAGCUCUGUCAGAUUCCCGGCUAAAUAAGGAGCUCAGACUGGCAGCAAAGCAGAAUGGACACACGCUCUACGUGCCCAGUGGUGCACUAUGGGGCGGGCAGGACAUCCAGAGACUGAACGACAGUGGGUUGUUAAAAGCCCUGUCCAUCCGCAUGUCCAAACAUCCCUCCUGUUUCCGGCUGGCUGGAAACCUGCUCUCUGAUUGGUCGGAAGGAGAAGGGAGGCGUGUGAUUUUUCACGGAUCGGUAGCUGAACUCUGCCCCGUCGCCCCCAAUAACGUGAACACCAUGGCGGCCGCAGCCGUCGCCGCAUCCACACUGGGCUUCAGUGGGGUCACUGGAGAGAUCGUGUCAGAUACAGAUCUGGCUGAUUAUCACCUUGUGGAGGUGGAAGUGACCGGGUCAGACGGUUUCUCUGUGAAAACGGUGAGGUGUAACCCGGCCAAGCUGGGAGCAGUUACAGGCAGCGCCACCUACAGUUCAUUCUGGAGCAGUUUACUGAUUUGCAGAGGGCAUGGAGGAAGAGUCUAUCUGUGCUGAAGAGGAAGAGGACUGCUGCAGGAUAACACAUGUGCACACACACACACACACACACACACACAGACAGACACACAAAUGCAUACACACACACACACACACACACACACAAAACACAGACAAACACACACAAACACACAGAUAGAAAUACUGCCAGAAACACACACACACAAAACACACAGACAGAAACACACACAAACACACAGAUAGAAAUACUGCCAGAAACACACACACACAAAACACACAAAACACACAGACAGAAACACACACAAACACACAGAUAGAAAUACUGCCAGAAACACACACACACACAAAACACACAGACAGAAACACACACACACACAGCCAGAAACACACACACACAAAACACACAGCCAGA